GGAGGCUCAGCCCGGGUGAGGCGCGCAGCAGCAGCAGCAGCGGAAGCAGGAGGCGGCUCGACAUAGUAGUCCACAGAGCAGCAUCGGUGAGGGGCGAUCGACACGAGACUUGCUGUCAAAGGAACAACCAUGGUCAACAGUGAUCUGAUCUUCGGCGGGAUUGAAGGGGGCGGCACGCACUCGUGGGUGGUGCUGCUGGAUGGCUGCGGCCGCAAGAUUGCCGAGCUCGAGGGGCCGUCCACCAACAAAUGGAUGUUGGGGUUGACGGAGUGCCUCAAGCGAGUGUGGCAGCUGGUGCAGGACGCCAAGAAGCAGGCCGGCGUGCCUCCCGACACUGUCCUCGAGGCGCUGGGCUUGUGCCUAAGUGGGUGUGAAGAGGAUCAGACCAACCGGGAGCUAGAGGCAACUAUCAUGGCUCAGUAUCCCACCUUAGCACGCCACAUCACCGUCGCAUCAGACACUUACGGCUCCAUAGCAACUGGCUGUCAGAGAGGUGGAAUUGUGUUGAUUAGUGGAACAGGAAGCAAUGCUCUACUAGUUAAUCCAGAUGGCCGCACUGGCCGAUGUGGUGGCUGGGGUCACAUGCUUGGAGAUGAGGGUGGAGCAUUCUGGAUAGCUAGCCGAGGUGUAAAGGUGUUGUUUGACGAAGAAGACAAUUUGAUUGAUCCCAAGUUUAGUACAGAAAGGUUAAGAAAUGAGGUCUACAGCCACUUUGACAUCAAGGAUAGGUUUGGGAUGCUGGAGCACGCUUAUUCAUUAUUUGAGAAGUCCAAGUAUGCAGGUCUCACAGCAAAGAUAGGAAAGGCAGCUAUGGAAGGGGAUGCAAUGUGUGCCCACAUCUUCUAUGAGGGAGGCUAUGCCCUUGGCCGCCACAUCUCUGCACUUUCCAGAAGCAUUGACUCUGAAUUAUACGAGGGAGAAAAUGGGCUUCAGAUAGUAUGUGCCGGAUCUGUGUGGAAGUCCUGGGAACUGCUGCGUGCAGGCUUUCUAGAUGGAGUUCAACCACAUUGUGAGAAAGACGUUCCUCUGCCAAAGUUCACCUUGGUGACGCUAACGGUAACAAGUGCCAUGGGGGCUACUUACCUGGGAGCAAAGAAGGCAUCCUACAAUUUGCCUUGUGACUACAGCAAGAAUGUCCACCCCAUAUUUCAAUACUCCCACAACAGUUACAUAUCCUCUACGAUGCCUCAAAAGUCAGUCUUUACAAAUAAAUGCAGUAGGUCACUGGGUGCAGCUAAUGGAGACACAAGAAAUACCAAUGGAGAAAGAAAAAUUACCGAGAUGGUUAAUGAGUCAGGACACACCAAUGGAAAUAUCAAUGGAGAAAAUGGACAUGCAAAAUUCAAUACCCAGCUAAAUGAUGUAUCAGUUGGACUAAAAUCCAUGGCUAUUGAAAAGCCUAUCAGCACUUAGAUAUUAAUCUCUGUCUCUCUCUCUCAAAUAAAAUACAGAGCAGGUUCCUGAAUUUUGCAAGACUACUUGUCAUAUUUUCAACCAGACGAUAUUUUCAACCUCCAUAGUUUUACGGAUUUUCCCAACACUUUUAUAUCAUGAGUGAAAUGCACUUUACAAUUGUUGUUGAUGGAAUGUGGAAGGAGCACUCGAGCAUGAAACAAUCAGCCCCUAUUUACUUCCCCUCAUAGAAAAACGGGGUAAAUGCUUGUAGGGGUUGAGUGGGAGAUAUGUACAAGAGUGAGCAAGUGUAUGAUAAGUUGUGUUUACAUAGUUGGGAGAAGGAGGAGUGGUAGAGAACAUUAUUUGAAGAGAAAGCAUUCACCGAGCUUCCACCUUUCCUAUGUAGAAUACCAGAAUAGCUAUAUUUUUUAUUAAGUUUUAAGGCUAUUAGCCAAAUUUAUAAGUUAUGCAUGUGUUAUGUCACUAACAUUUGUUUGUUUCGUAUUACUAAGUUUGGAUAAUGAAAAGUGCAGUAACCUAAGAUACAGACAAGUAUAUAAAUUCUUCCCCUCGUUUAGUUGACCAAUAUUCCAAAUUUAUGUGUCACUAAUAUUUGUAUAUUUUCACCCACUAAUAAGUUUAUAGGAGAAAAUAAGUAGUGAAUUAGGCAUAGAUCUAUCAAAGUUUUUAUAUUAUAUUGACUGACCCAAGUUCUUUUUAUUUUAAUUUGUUUGUCAACUGCAUGAGAAUCUGAAUAAAUAUCGAUGUUUC
Messenger RNA from Eriocheir sinensis (Chinese mitten crab), 2166 nucleotides. RefSeq names its product N-acetyl-D-glucosamine kinase-like. The record is from RefSeq and is a predicted model, not a curated record. Gene Ontology annotation, molecular function: N-acetylglucosamine kinase activity. The coding region runs from base 130 to 1413 and encodes 427 amino acids. Lineage: Eukaryota; Metazoa; Arthropoda; Malacostraca; Decapoda; Varunidae. The transcript is spliced from 9 exons.